AAGAAGUACUGGGGCUGGGCACGGUGGCUCACACCUGUAAUCCCAGCACUUUGGGAGGCCAAGGUGGUUGGAUCCCAAGGUCAGGAGUUCGAGACCAGCCUGGCCAACAUGGUGGAACUCUGUCUCUACUAAAAAUACAAAAACAACUGGGCAUGGUGGCGGGCACCUGUAGUCCCAGCUACUCGAGAGGCUGAGGCAGGAGUAUUGCUUGAAACCGGAAGGCAGAGGUUGCAGUGAGCCGAAAUCACACCGCUGCACUCUAGCCUGGGUGAAAGAGUGAAACUCUAUCUCAAAAGAAAAAAAAAAAGUAUUGGUUCUUUUAAAAAAAAAAUUGAAGCAAAAUCUGCAUCACAAAAAAUUAAUCUUGGCCAUUUUAAAGUGUACAAUUAUGUGACAUUUCGUACAUUCACAAUGUUGUGCAAAUACCACUUCUAUCUAGUUCCAAGGCAGUUUCAUCACCUCAGAAGGAAACCUUGUGUGCAAUAAGCAGUCAACACCUCAUUUCUCCCUCUCCCUAGCCUCUGGAAACCACUAGUCUGCUUUCUGUCUCUAUGGAUUUACCUGCUGUGGAUGUUUCAUAUAAGUGGAAUUAUACAAUAUGUGACCUUCUGUGUUUGACUUCUUUCACUUAGUGUAAUGUUUUUGAAGUUCAUCCAUGUUGUAACAUGUAUCAAUACUUUAUUCCUCUUUAUGGCUGAAUAAAAUCCCAUUAUAUGGAUGUGCCACAUUUUGUUUAUUCAUUCCUUGGUGGCCAUUUGUCUCCAGUUCUGGGCUGUUGUAAAUAAUGCUGCUAUGAACACUUAUGUACAAGUAUUAAAUAUUUGUUUGGAUGCCUGUUUUCAUUUCUUUUAGGCAUAGUUCUAGGAAUAGGCUUGCUAGGUCAUCUGUUUAACUUUUUGAAGACUCACCAAACUUUUUCAAAGUGAUUGCACUAUUUUACAUUCCCAGUUUCUCCAUGUCCUUGCCAAAUCACCCUUCUUUCCUCCCUCUCUUUCCUUCUGCUUCCUUCUUUCUCUUUCUCUUGCUUUUUCUUUCUUUCCAACCUAGUGAGUUUGAAGUGGCAGCUCAUUGUGAUUUUGAUUCACAUUUUCUUAAUGACUAAUGACAUUAAACAUCUUUUCAUUUGAAGUUGGCCAUUUUUAUGACUUUUUUGGAGAAAUGUAUAUUCAAUUGUAUUCAUAUGCCCACUUUUUAAUUGGGUUAUGUCUUUUUGUUGUUGAGUAGUUACAGCUCUUUAUAUAUUCUGAUACUAUAAUUUUAUCAGAUAUAUAUGAUUUGCAAAUAUUUUCUCUCAUUCUGUAGGUUGUGUUUUCACUCUGUUGAUAGUGUGCUUUUAUGCACCAUUUACAAAAAAUUUGGUGAAGUCUAAUUAAUCUACUAUUUUCUUCUUUUGCUUGUGUUUUUGGUGUCAAAUCUAAGAAAUAUCAUUGCCAAACCCAGGGUCAUAAAGAUUGAUGCCUAUGUUUUCCUCUAAAAGUUUUAGAGUUUUAGUUCUUAUAUUCAGCUAUUUGAUUCAUUUUGAGUUAAUUUUUGUGUAUCAUGUAAUUUUAUAUAUGGUAUUGGUAAGAGUCCAAUUUCUUAUUCUUCUUCCUUUUUUUUUUUUUUUUUUUUCAGAGACAGGGUUUUGCUCUGUCGCCCAGGCUGGUGUGUAGUGGCAGGAUCUCGGCUCACUGCAACCUCCGCCUCCUGGGCUCAAGUGAUCCUCCCAUCUCAGCUUCCCGAGUAGUUGGGACUACAGGUGCAAGCCACCAUGUCUGGCUAAUUUUUCUAUUUUUAGUAGAGACAGGGUUUCACCAUGUUGCCCAGUUGGGUUUGGAAUUCCUGAGCUCAAGUGAUCUACCUAUGUUGCCCUCCCAAAGUAUUUAAAUUACAGGCGUGAGCUACCGCGCCAGGCCUCAGUUUCAUUCUUUUGCAUGUAGAUAUCCAGUUCUCCCAGUACCAUUUGCUGAGGAAACUUCUUUCUCCAUUGGAAGAUCUUGACUAUAGAUGCAUAAUUUUAUUUCUAGACUCUCAAGCCUAUUCCACUUAUCUAUAUGUCUGUAUAUCAAUACCAUAGGUUUUUUUUUUUAAUUACUAUACCUUUGUAGUACAUUUUGAAAUCAGGAAGCAUGAGCUUUUUAAAUUUUUGGGUCCUUUGCAAUUUCAUAUGCAUUUUAGCAUACGCUUUUCCAUUUCUUCAAAAAUGUUGUUGAAUCUGUAGCUCUAUCUGGGGAAUAUAGCCAUCUUCACAAUAUUAUGUGUUUGAUUCCAUGAACAUUAAAUGUCUUUUCUUUUCUUUUUUUUUUUUUUUUUAUAUCUGAGAAGUUUCACUCAUCACCCAAGCUGGAGUGCAGUGGCACGAUCUCGGCUCACUGCAACCUCCACCUCCUGGGUUCAAGCAAUUCUCCCGCUUCAACCACCCGAGUAGCUGGGAUUACAGGCACCCACCACCACGCCCGGCUAAAUUUUGUAUUUUUAGUAGAGAUGGGUUUCGCCAAGUUGGCCAGGCUGGUCUCAAACUCCUGACCUCAGGUAAUCCAUCCGCCUCAGCCUCCCAAAGUGCUGGGAUUACAAGCGUGAGCCACCGCGCCUGGCCAUGUCUUUUCAUUUAUUUAGAUUUUCUUUUUUUUUCAGUAGUGGUUUGUGGUUUUCAAUGUAUAAAUCCUGCACCUUCUUGGUUAAAUUUAUGCCUAGGUAUUUUAUUCUUUUUGAUAUUAUUGUAAACGGAACUUUUAAAGUUUCCUUUUCAAUUGUUCAUUUCUAAUACAUUGAAAUGCAACUGAUUUUUAUGUGUUGAUCUAGUAUCUUGCAUCUUUGCUUAUUUCAUUUAUUAGCACUAAUAGAUUUUUUAUUUAGGAUUUUCCAUAUAUAAUAUUAUGUAAUUGGUUCCUUUUGUUGGAAAGGGAUAUUAAGAAAUCAACAUCCAGGUGCUAAGUGUACUCGUAGCUACUUUGAUAUAAUUGCUUCUAGGACCUCUUAGCAGACAGAGCUAGAUAAUACUUACAUAUACACAUACAUAUAUCUAUAUUUAUGUAUUAAAAUCCAUGAAUUCUUACUGAUUCCAUCAACUUUAAUUCUAUUAGGAAAACUGGAGGCAGAACUCUCCAUGUUGCAAGUAGCAGUGUCAGAAAAGCCCCAGUGUGGGAAGCAAGAGGUAUACUGUGAUCGAUUCUGUGGCUGGAGUAAGAAGUGGCGUAGAGAUGACUUUGAACUGACACACGAGAUGUGUUCAGUAUACUUAGUUUCUGUAAUAACACUCUCCUUGUUUUCUUCCUACCUCUCUGGAUACUCUUUUUUUGGAUUCCUUUUUGAACUUCCGUUGCUCAUGCCUUAAAUGCUGGGUGUUCAUCUGGAUUCUGUAACAAGCCUAUUGCCCUCUCAGCUCACUUUCUAGAUUAGCUCAUUGAUUCUAAUGCCUUCCAGUACCUUUUGGGUAAUAGCUACAGCACAUGUUUUCUGUGCUUCAGAUAGGCCUAUUUGACUACAUACUAAACAGCUUCACUUGGAUAUUCUGUUGGUGCUAGUGUGUCAAAAUGGAAAUGUCCUAAACUCAUCACUAUGGCCUACUUCACCCUUCCUCCUGGUUGCAACUAGGUUUUCUUCCUGUUGCUUAAUGGUUUCUUGUUGCCCAAACCAGAAACUGGGCAUCCCCAUGGACUCCUGCCUCUCUUUCACACCCCCACAUCCCAGUCCUCUUGAUUCACUCUCCUAAAUAUGUCAAAUAUGUCCAUUCAUCUCCAUCCUUAUGGCCACUGCCGUAAUCAGAUCGCUGUUAUCCCUCACUUGGAUUACAGCGUGCUAACUGACCUCUCAAACCCAUUCUUAGAACCAUUAAAAACUUGAGUUCUGAGUUUUAGGCCUGGCUGUGCCACUUAUUAGCUGCAUGAUCUUGGUCAGACUGGUUAAUCGCUUUAGGACUCAGUUUCCUCAUCUGUAAUACAGAGGUAAGAAUAGUACCUACUUCAUAAAGUAGUUGUAAGACACGUAUGAGGUGAUGUAGUCAAAACUAUUAGCAUAUUGGCUGACUCAUAGUAAAUGAUCAAGAAAUGUUAGUUAUGAUCAUGAUCAUCAUUGCAGGGUUAUUCACCGCACAGCCUCUGUUAUUUCUCCAUUUUCUUUUCUGAUUGCUUUCAGUCUUUCAGCUUUUCUGAACCUCUUCCUGUUGCUCCAGUGUUGAAUGCUAUCUUUUGCUUCCAGGCCUUCCCUCUGCUCCCUUUUCCUGGAAUUCUCUUCUCCCUUGCCCCUUGCCCUCAUUCAUUCUAAGUUUAUCCUUAACUUUCUCUUGAUUUGGUGUCAUUUAUCUGUGCUCCAAUAACACUCUUUAACUUCCUUUAUUGAGGCUCUUAUCUCACUACUGGAGUUGCCUACUUAUUCGAUGGUCUCUCAAGUAAGUCCUGAGGUCAGGGACCAGUUUACCUUGUUUACUAAUAUGGUGCUUGACUUGAUGAAUGAGUGAAUGAAUGGGUGAUGAAUGGGCCAUAGCACCAUCCUAGGUUUUCUGAUCUCCUGUCUGGUAUACUUCUGGUGAGAGCCCUGCCUGGCCACAGGAGUGGGGAAAGCUGAAGGCAGGCUUUCCCUGUGCCAUAUCAGCCAUUAGCAAUUACUACAUUAUUGGUUUCCCAGAUUUUAGCUGAUCAGUGAUUCCCAGGACUACUCCUCUGGACAUUAACAUGAGGCUACCUUUUCCCUUUUUUUUUUUUUUUGAGACAGAGUCUCGCUCGGUCGCCCACGCUGGAGUGCAGUGGCGCCAUCUCGGCUCAUUGCAACCUCCACCUCUCGGGUUCAAGCGAUUCUCCUGCCCUCAGCCUCCUAAGUAGCUGAGACUACAGGCGCGUGCCACCACGCCCGGCUAAUUUUUUGUAUUUUUAGUAGAGACGGGGUUUCACCGUGUUAGCCAGGAUGGUCUCGAUCUCCUGACUUCGUGAUCUGCCCGCCUCGGGCUCCCAAAGUGCUGGGAUUACAGGCGUGAGCCACCUAACCCGGCCUUUUUCUCUCUUAACCUCACCAACAGUCUGAUGGCCCUUCUCUCACACGGGAACAGCUCUUGAAGUUAUCAACCUGUUAGGACAUUUGUUAUCUCUAAACCCGAGUUUACUGUGUUAUGUUUGCCUGGAAAUGUUAUAUCAAAUGUAUGAAAUUGCCAACUGUUUGUAAUUUCAUAUGGUUCAUCCUAUAUGUGAUUUUGUAAAUUGGACCCACCUGAGAAGCUAACUGCUGUAAUGCCAACUGUGAGUAGCUACAGACUGGAAAGGUGAUGGAGUUGACCGGGUGGGCCUGCGACAGCUGGAAUUUGCGGUGGAGGUAGACACAAGUUAGCGAGACGGCUUAGAAGGCAGAAGAGAAGCUGAACUAAGGCUUCUCAACAUUUUACUCUGCUUAGAAGUGGAAACAUUUGGUUCAAAGGGCCUUUGCCUUCGACUCCAUAGGGGCAGGCCCAAGGGCUGCUGUUCACACCUCCUGGCCACUGAGAGGGAUGAACUUGGCUGCCUCUGAGUGGGAACCACGAGGCCUGACCCCCUACGCAGUCCCAGUGAGUGGGAACCACGAGGCCUGACCCCCUACGCAGUCCCAGGUUCACUACCCCGCAGGCCCGAGCGACACCGUCGGCGCUGGGAGAAGAGAGCCGCUGGGUGGCAGCAAAGGCGCGCAGGUUUCUUCCGACAGAGGCGGUUCCUUAACAUACUGUAGUUUUCUUCUUUUUAAACUCAUUGCUGUAACACUCUUAGAAAUUUACAGUGGUUUUAUAUUCUUGAAUUACACAGUGUGAGCAGAGACUCCGUUUGCCAUUUCCUCCCGGAAUUACAUUGAUUUUUUUCCUGCGAAAUUUUUUACUUAUUUUUCUCCCAUGUUAUUUCCAGGAAUCCUGGGCAUUCCCUUGCCCCGGAAACGCCGUGUCCAGGCCGACUUAAGCCAGGAGCCGCAGGGGCGGGAAGCCGGCGGCAGGGCCGGGCCUGGGACGCCGCCUCAGGAGCCGCGCGGACUCGGGAACCUCGGGCGGGGCCGGCGUGAGUGCGCCCGGCACCCCCGGCUGCUACGGUGGCGACCGCGAACUGAUGCCGUGGAAAACACCCUUAGAACAUGGCUUUUGGGGGAGCGCCUUCCAGAACGGGGCAGCGGAAACUAGUGUUGGGACAAAGGAGGCGAGCGGGGCCUUUUCGGGGCUCACAGAGGACCCCUCGGAGGCGCGGCCGCCGGGGAGAGCGCGACAGUACCCCGCCCUCCGCCAGCCGGGCGGGGGCCGCUCCCGAGGUGACAGGAGAAGGCGGGAGGUGGAGGAGAGAAGGUCCCGCCCCACCUCGCUCUCCUUUACGGGAAGUGAUGUGGGGCCAGGCGGAAAAUACCCGCCAACGACCCAAAAAAGGCCGGCGGCGGGUGGACGCGGCGCUCGAGGACCCGAGCCAGGCGGGGACAGGACGGCGGGGCGAGCCAGGUGGUGGCUCAUUCCUGUGUUCCGGACCUCCUGCUUGAAUGUGGAAGAAUCAACACAGUCAGGAAUCAGUAGACAAAAAGUAACCUUCCUGAAGAGGACAUGUGAUUGGAAGUUGUCAGUUGUUGAAGCGUUGGUAACUCCAGUCUCUAACGUUUUAGAAAAUCAUAACAAGCGGUUCUCUACCCUGUAAAGGUGAACUACUGAGUUCUUCAUUAUGUCUGA
Molecule: messenger RNA, 6631 nt
Organism: Gorilla gorilla gorilla (western lowland gorilla)
Lineage: Eukaryota; Metazoa; Chordata; Mammalia; Primates; Hominidae
Gene: RAB27A
Product: RAB27A, member RAS oncogene family
Exons: 5
Coding region: 6033-6599 (188 amino acids)
Molecular function (GO): GTP binding; GTPase activity
Source: RefSeq, a predicted model, not a curated record